UGGAAACCCCAGCGCUGGGAGGGGAAUAAAGAGUGCAGUCUGCCUAUCUGCCUCCAGCUGGCCCCUCCCUUCCCGCCGCCCAGUGUGGGACACAGGUGCCUCCCAGCUGUCGGGGUCAGAGGGAUCCUCGCUGCACCCUGUGCCCCUAGGCCACUUCCAGCACCCUUGGGCAAUGGGCAGCCCCAACGGCACGUCGCCGCCCCACCACCCUGUACCCCAAGUCUGGGGAGGCCGCCUGAGCCAAGCCCCAAGCCCCGCUGGCUCCCUGGUUCCCUGAAUGGGGACUGUGAAGUUAUCUGGGACAAAAACUUUUCUGCCAAAAAGCAGGAACCAAGUGGCAUCCCAGAAGGAGAGGCAGAGCUGGGCAGAGGACUAUGGGAGAAGGAGCCACAAACCUGACCCCUGGGAUGUUUCCUCCGAGACAGACAUCGCCAUCAUCGCAGGUGUGAUCGCUGCAGUGGCCCUGGUCCUGGUCUGCCUGCUGGUGGUCCUGCUGCACUACAUGUACCGGCACAAGGGCACCUACCACACCAAUGAGGCCAAGGGCACAGAGUUUGCCGAAAGUGCUGAUGCGGCCCUCCAGGGUGACCUCUCCCUCCAGGAUGGUGGUGACAGCAGCAGAAAAGAGUACUUCAUCUGAGGAGCACCCAGCCCAGGAGAACACGCACCCCACCACCCUGCUCCGCCCUCCACCUGUACCUCCAAGAAGACUGGGAGAGCACCCACUGGACCUCAGAUUUGAUCCCCUCCUGGGAUCUCGGUGGUGGCCCAGGGGUGAGGGAGGAAGAGAGGACCAGUGUCUCCCAAGGACCCAGGGGGCACAGCAGCCACCAAGGGAGCCUUGGUUCUGCCAGAAAGAGAACGUCUGUGUCUCCCUGGACAAGUGCAGUUUGUCACUGCUGCAGGAGACACCCUUUCCAGUCCUGGGCCCUUCUGGGGCUGGGAGGCAAGGAAGUAAGUCAUCAGGAAGCCAACUGGGGAUAAGGGCAUCAAAUGUCAGUCCUUGAUAUUUGGGGGGGGAGAGGAACAGCAGGUGUCAGAGAUAACAGACAGCUUUGUCACCCAUUGAUCCAGCUCUAAACGAUUGGAAAUAAAUUUGAAAUGUAACCAA
Messenger RNA from Erinaceus europaeus (western European hedgehog), 1111 nucleotides. RefSeq names its product glycophorin C (Gerbich blood group) (gene GYPC). Bases 278 to 640 code for a protein of 120 amino acids. The record is from RefSeq and is a predicted model, not a curated record. The transcript has 4 exons. Gene Ontology annotation, cellular component: cortical cytoskeleton; membrane. NCBI's taxonomy places the organism in Eukaryota, Metazoa, Chordata, Mammalia, Eulipotyphla, Erinaceidae.